This is a messenger RNA of Cornus florida, 540 nucleotides long. Its product is annotated as protein LIGHT-DEPENDENT SHORT HYPOCOTYLS 10-like. Lineage: Eukaryota; Viridiplantae; Streptophyta; Magnoliopsida; Cornales; Cornaceae. Bases 1 to 540 code for a protein of 179 amino acids. Gene Ontology annotation, biological process: mRNA transcription; response to light stimulus. The transcript has a single exon. Gene Ontology annotation, cellular component: nucleus. The record is from RefSeq and is a predicted model, not a curated record.
AUGUCAAGUGACAAAGGAAAAGAAUCAGGAGAAGGAUCUUCAAGAUCCACUGCUGAUCAUCAGCAACAACCAACUCAGCUGAGCCGUUAUGAGUCUCAGAAGCGGCGUGAUUGGAACACUUUUGGUCACUACUUGAAGAACCAUAGGCCACCGGUAUCGAUGUCACAGUGCAACUCUAACCAUGUUCUAGAUUUCCUUAGAUAUCUUGAUCAGUUUGGGAAGACGAAGGUGCACUUUCAAGGGUGUGUCUUCUUUGGACACCCCCAACCAGCAGGGCCUUGCACUUGCCCCCUCAGGCAAGCUUGGGGAAGCCUCGAUGCCCUCAUAGGCCGGCUUAGGGCUGCUUAUGAAGAAAAUGGUGGCUUGUCAGAGACAAACCCUUUUGCCAGCAGCACUAUACGGAUCUAUCUGCGCGAGGUGAGGGACUCUCAAGCUAAGGCACGGGGCAUACAGUAUAAGAAGAAGAAGAAGAAGAAGAAGAUGAUGGAUCAAAUGAUGGCCAACGACCAACCCUUAAAAUGUCCUAAGCAGUCACCUUGA